Messenger RNA from Alnus glutinosa, 1302 nucleotides. RefSeq names its product UPF0481 protein At3g47200-like. Lineage: Eukaryota; Viridiplantae; Streptophyta; Magnoliopsida; Fagales; Betulaceae. The transcript has a single exon. The coding region runs from base 1 to 1302 and encodes 433 amino acids. The record is from RefSeq and is a predicted model, not a curated record.
AUGUCAGGAUCAGGAGCGAGUAGUAGCAAUCAAACGUCUGUCAGUAUUAAUAUUAGAGAUGUAACAAAAGUAGUAUCUUCAAUUCGAGGAAAGCUUUGCCAAAAGUCUCCAAUACCAGCUAAAUGUUCCAUAUUUAGAGUCCCGGAUAAACUACGUAAGUAUAGUGAAAAAGCUUUCGAGCCAGAGUUAGUUUCAAUUGGCCCAUUUCACCACGGGAAGGAGAAGCUACAACCAAUGCAAAAAAUCAAGUUAUGGUAUUUGCAUUGCUUCCUCAAUCGAGCACCAACUACAGAAACUAGUUUGGAGUGCUUUGUAGAAGCCAUUGGAAGAAUCGAGCAAGAAUGCCGUGCAUGUUACGCAGGAGAAGUUAGUUUUGCAGAAAACGAGUUCAUAGAGAUGAUGGUGGUUGAUGGUUGCUUUAUCAUUGAGUUAUUCCGCAGAGCUUCAAAGGAGGUGCAACGAGACGAGGAAGAUCCAGUGUUCAAUACGCCAUGUCUGUAUUGGGGUUUAUAUAACGAUCUGAUUCUACUCGAGAAUCAGCUCCCUUGGCGCGCGCUUGAUUGCCUGUUCAACCUGACCAAGUCACACGAUGAACAAAGGUCUCUACCUAAUCUUGUCCUUUCGUAUUUUACAUUCGAAUGGUCCCCUCGCGAUAACCUCAAACACGAGCACAUACUUGAUUGUAUUCGAAACUCCUACAUCGGAACAAGCACAGCAACACCGACCGACGCAAGAGUGAUCUCAUAUCCAGAGCAGAUUCCGUGCGUGAUAGAACUUGUGCAAGCUGGAGUUAAGUUCAAAGUGGGAAGUAGAAACAAGUACUCCCUGCACAACAUAACAUUCAAAGAUGGAGUGAUGACAAUCCCACAGAGGUUUGUUUCAGAGGAUUCAGAAUCCUUAUACAGAAACCUCAUUGCAUUUGAACAGUGUGAUCCAAGCAAGGACUUUAAAGUGACCUCUUAUGCUAAGCUGGCGGACGAUCUUAUUAACAGUAGCCAAGAUGUAGAUUUUCUCAAAAAUCAAGGAAUUCUAAAGAUAUAUUUGAGCGCCGAGGACGUAGCAAGUAUCUUCAAAAGGCUUUAUAGGGAUGCUUCGGUCGGUGCUUUCGUUUACUCGGACCUUUACCGUGAAGUGAAUGCAUAUUGUAGGCGCCCUUGGAACAGAUGGCGAGCAAUGUUGAAGCGCGACUAUUUUGGCAACCCAUGGACGAUCUUGUCGCUCAAUGCUGCAGUAUUGAUUCUAGUUUUCACCUUUUCAGGAACCAUUUAUUCUGUCCUCUCUUACUAUCGACGCACCUCUUAG